Messenger RNA from Apis mellifera (honey bee), 3581 nucleotides. Its product is annotated as NAD kinase. Gene Ontology annotation, biological process: NAD+ metabolic process; NADP+ biosynthetic process. Gene Ontology annotation, molecular function: NAD+ kinase activity. Lineage: Eukaryota; Metazoa; Arthropoda; Insecta; Hymenoptera; Apidae. The record is from RefSeq and is a predicted model, not a curated record. The coding region runs from base 427 to 1785 and encodes 452 amino acids. The transcript is spliced from 9 exons.
ACUCUGAGCCGUCGUCCAUCGAGGUACGCCCGUCACUAUACGUCGUUUCGUUCACCGAACGAGAAUUCCGGUACCGGAGCCUCGUUUCUAUUCGUCGACGAUCGAUUUCUAUGGAAAGAUCACACCUUAUGAGGCACCGUGCCGCGUUGUUGCGGGGUACAACUAGUACGAAUAACUGGAACGGUCCGAAACGUGCGUAAAUAUUCCUUUACCCGUGACGACACGUUUAAAAGCUAGAAUUCUCGGCCUUAUUUUACAUAAUGAAAUAAAAAUAUCACGAUCAUCAAAACGAAAUUCGAAUAACACAGUGUCGAAACGUAUGCGUAUAUUUAUCGAAUAUACGAAAUAUUCGAAUACGUGUUGUUUAAAGACAAUAGAUAGAAUUUCAAAUAUGUGCAAUAAAAUGGACGAUUCAGCGAGAAGUUGAUGAGAUUAUUGAAAAAAGGAGAUGUUUCACGGAUAAUGGACAUGGUGAGAGAAAAGCCGAGGCCUCGAAGUGUGAGCGAAAUGCUCGAUUGGCGAUGUAUCGUCAGAAACAAAGGCGACGUAGGUACUGACGACACGUGCGUGAACGUGCCCUUUCUCGAGGACUAUGACAAGGAUCCGGAAAUGCGUCGCCGGAAACGUUCCGGUACUUGGCCGAGAACAAGAAGUUUAAACGCACCUAGUCCGAUUCAACAAUUUGGGCCAUGCGGACGCAUCAUGAAGAAUUCUGCGAUGGUGAUGACCAUACAAGAUCCAGCCUCCCAGAGGUUGACGUGGUACAAGCCACCGCUCACUGUUCUCGUUAUCAAAAAAGUCCGGGAUUCCUCGGUACUGCCACCAUUUGUACAAUUAGUUACAUGGUUAAUAGAAGAAAAACGGAUGGUAGUAUUCGUAGAGGCAUCUGUCCUGGAAGAUCCAGCCUUGGCUAGGGAUCUCAGAUUUCAAGAGGUUCGAGAUAGGCUACAAACUUUCAGAGAUGGCACGGAUGAUCUACAGGAUCGUAUCGAUUUCAUUGUCUGUCUGGGAGGCGAUGGAACGCUUCUCUACGCAAGUUUGCUAUUCCAGCAAUCGGUACCUCCAGUGAUGGCAUUUCAUCUUGGUUCCUUAGGAUUCCUCACGCCCUUCGAAUUCGAUAAUUUUCAAGAACAAGUAACGAACGUAUUAGAAGGUCACGCGGCUUUGACCCUGAGGAGUCGACUGAAAUGUAUCAUCAUGCGAAAAGGAGAGGAGAACAAGGAGACAAAACCGCCACGAACGGAAUUAUUGGUGCUGAACGAGGUCGUGGUGGAUCGAGGCCCGUCCCCGUAUCUCUCAAACAUCGACCUCUUCAUCGACGGUAAACAUGUGACCAGUGUACAGGGUGAUGGCCUGAUCGUAAGCACGCCGACCGGGUCUACGGCGUAUGCUGUUGCGGCUGGGGCCAGCAUGAUUCAUCCUUCAGUACCUGCGAUCAUGAUUACACCGAUCUGCCCUCACUCUUUGUCCUUCAGGCCGAUCGUUGUGCCCGCCGGCGUCGAAUUGAAGAUAUCUGUUUCACCCGAUAGCAGAAACACUUCAUGGGUAUCCUUCGAUGGUAGAAAUAGACAGGAGCUUUUUCAUGGCGAUAGUUUAAAAGUAACAACAUCUAUCUAUCCAGUACCCAGCAUUUGUGCUGCCGACCAAAUUACCGAUUGGUUCGAUUCACUGGCAGAAUGUUUACACUGGAACGUUCGCAAGAAGCAGAAACACUUGGAUGAAUUGAGCGACUUGACUCAUUCAUCUAGCAACGAUACGCUAGAUUCUCUCGAUCGUGAUAGCUAGGUCAGGCAAGCGAGUCAUAGACUGAACCAAUACAAUUACUUAUACAUCAAGCCCUAAAUAAUCAUGUUAAAUCAUUUAAUGAAUCAAUAAUUGUUCUACAAGACUUGGUUCGAAAAAAAAAAAAUCAACGACUCAUUGCGUACAAUGAAUGAAAAGGGCAAGUCUGUAACUUGUGUUCUAAUUUGUGUUCGUUCUGUCACAAAAACAGAAGAGAAUGAACUCGUCUAGUAAUCGUUGAAAGAACUGAAAUAUCGUAUAUGAACUGCAGGCACUAUUAGCAAUUUACAGAUCAGCGGAACUCGAAGUUCUCAAAAGAAAUAAUAAUAUUUUGAUACGUUCAAAAGUAAAUGAAAUAUCGAGAUUGUUCGUUUUCACGAAAUAAAAGAUUGUAAAGACUUUAUGGCUAUAAUCAGUGCAUCGAAAAGCACAACAGAAGUGUUUUCUAUGUCCAACGCAUAAUUCUACAGUGAUAUUUCACUCUAAUUUGCAAAAUCAUUUCAAAAACAAAUUUCUUUUCUUUUAUUUUUUCCCUUUUUAUUGGAUUUAAAUUAAUAAUGUUGAAUAUAAGAUUAUAAAGUAUGAAAGCAUUUGAAGAAGUUAUAAAAAAGAUAUUAAUGACAGAAAUCAUGUAUUUAAGAAAAGAAUACAUUGAUGCAAUUAAUUUGUUUAAUAAAAAAGCAGAAUGAAUUAUUAAUAUUCUUAAUAAACAAAUUAUUAUGAAAAAUAAUAUAUUAAAUUAUGAUCAUUCAUUUUAUACUUUACGCUCAUACUUAUUUAUUAUACUUGGAUUUUUUAAUGCAUUUCAAAUUAUGAAUCAAAAUAAAUUUAUAGUUUUUGAUAUAAAUAUAUUAUUUCAUAUGCUUUAUCAAAGUGAUUUUGUUAAUUGCAACAAAACAACAAAAUAACAAGGCACAUAAGCAUGAAUCAACUAUAAAAAAUAUUAUUAUCGAUAAUUUUUUCUGCUUUCUUCUGAAAAAAUAGUCCAAUUAUGGAUUCUUUUGUAAAUGUUAAAUGUACUUUUCCUAAUGAACAUUUUUAAUAAAAAAAAUCAUUUUUGUACAGAGAAUGUGGUCCACAUUAAUAAUUAAGACAAUAAUUAAAAAAUUUACUUAACCAUUGUAUAAAUCCCAAUAAGUAAAAUAACACAAAAUAUUAUGUAUGAUAAAAAGAUUUAAAAUUAAAAUUAAAAAUAAUUUAAAAAGCCAAAUUUAUAUUAGAAUGAAAUAAUAAAUAUAUACAUAUACAGAUAGAGAGAAAUAUAUAUAGAGAGAAAUAUAUAUAGAGAGAAAGAACGAGAGAUUAUGAAAAAAUGUAUAAAAUUAUUUCAAAGAUAUAUAAGUGAUUAAUAAGAUGCAAAUAUUACAUUUGAUAUUAUUUUAUCCGUACAUGAUCUCUGAGUAAAAUUAUAGAUGUAUAAAAUAGUUUGCUCUUAUUUAACAGAGAAUAUAAAAAAAAAUAUACAAAAUGAUAUAAACUUCAUUAUAAAAUGUAAGGGUCAAACUUAGAAUGCAUUUAAUACAAAAGCAUUAUAAGUAUUGACAUCAAAUCAUUUAUUUUUGCACAACCAGGUAAUUAAAUAUACAUUAUAUACAAAAAUUAUGUAAAAUUUGUAAGAAUAUGUUGUUUAUUUUAUCAAACAACAACAUAUUAUAAUAGUAAGUAGCAAUCUUUUGAAUGGACCAUUAGAAUUUGAAAUAAAAUAGCUGAAGUACUUUGUUUUUGUACUACACACAAAAUUUAAUGUUUUACUUAUGGUCUCACUCAAGAUAUAAUAAAAAAAACUCUAUAAGCUUUUA